AUGAGCACUUCACCGGAAGAGCAUAGGGACGCUCUCAGCGAUGCGCGAGCCAUCAUGUCCGGUUCCCCAGCCAGAUCGCCAGAAGAUUCGAGUGGCGCUGUGACGAGCGCCGAGUGCACCACCCCGUCAGCACCAGCAGACAGGCCACCAAAGGGAAAGAAACGAGUCGGCUUCAGCGGUGCGGAUUCGGGCUCUGGUCAGCGAUCGAGUCUCGUAGAUGCCUCCAACGACGGAUCGCGUUCGCCCGGUAAUAACAGUCCGCCAUUCUCGAGUCCCAACUAUGAUUCACCUGGUGGCAGCGGAAGCAACACGCCAUCGACCGGGCAUCACACGCGGCAUGGGAGCGGAGACUUAUUGCUCCCAGCCACAGACAAGUCACAUUUACCAGAACUGUCUCAGCAACAGACGGAACAGCUUAGAGGCGCUAUCAGUCGCAGCUUGGAUGUGCCGCGCCCGAGGCCUGCAAUUCGACGGGGCAACUCGACGGGUCGGUUCGAAGAGCCAAUCUAUGAAAGCCCCGAAGAUGGAGGACAGCGAGAGCGAAGUGCUAGAAUCGCCCACGAGAGAGGCAAGUUGCAUGCCGAGCGCAUGGCUAGCUCUGCACCGGGCUCGAGAUCGUCGUCGCCUCAAAGAAUACCCAGCAUCCUCUCCGAUGGUAUACCGUUGCGAGAGUUGAAUGAUCCAGAUUCUGGGGAUGAGGACGUCAUUCCAUCUCACACAAAACAGCGGAAAUCGCAGGUUGAAGCAGCCAAUCUCGUGAGAAGACACACCGCUGCCCAGAAUGUGUUCCACAGCAAGGCUUCCCCGACUGGGUACAUCACUCCUGGCACACGCUCGGGGGCAGUCACUCCGACCGAGGAGCAGCAUUUCAUGGAGGACUACAGACCGAAGCCACAGCAGUACCGUGGUGGUAUCCUGGGUUCCAUCCUGAAGCUGUACAAUGAAGGCAGUGCGCAUGCCCGCUCGCCCUCGGGCAUGCCAAAAGCCCAUUUCAAACAUACUAGCGGCGACUACAGCGCGAUGUCCAGUCCGGCGACUCCGCCGCCCGACUCCGGGGCAACGACGCCCAUAGGCGGACGCCCUUCCAGCUGGUACCCUCACUUUGCGUACAAGAGCAAGAACUCCUCGAGCGGCUCUCUCAAUACGCUCGUAGGGACGUCGUCAUCUUUCGGAUCCCCCGUGGUCUCUGGACUGGGGGAGCAGGUCAGUCAGAGGCUGAAGGAGCAGCAGGAACUGAAGCGGCCGGGCGCGGGCAAGCGCACUCGGAGCGGCAACAUGAUCAAUGCUGCACUGCAACGCCUUGGCCACCCCCGAGAGCAGACCAAGUUCAAAAUCGAAACUCACAUCGCCGGCGUUUUGGCACGGCAGAAGUAUUUGCUGAGAUUGUGCAAGGCACUGAUGCAGUAUGGCGCUCCCACUCAUCGGCUUGAGGAAUACAUGACGAUGAGCGCCAGGGUGCUCGAGAUUGAUGCGCAGUUCCUCUAUAUUCCGGGAGCAAUGAUAGUGUCAUUCGAGGACAGAGAAACCCACACAAGCGAAGUGAAGCUGGUCAAGGUUGCUCACGGGUUAGACCUGGGCAAGCUUCGAGACGUGCACGAGAUCUACAAGGAGGUCAUCCACGACAAGCUGGAUGUCGAAGACGCCCACGCACGCCUGAAGGAGGUGACUUCUCGAAAGGUUAAGCACAAUCGAUGGAUUAGAUUGCCGGUCUAUGGCCUGGCAGCGGCCUGUGUGGGGCCUUUUGCUUUCGGUGCGCGCUUGAUCGAUAUCCCGAUUGCCUUUCUCUUGGGUUGCAUUCUGGGUUGGCUGCAACUUUGGGUCGCCCCAGCUUCAGAAUUGUAUGCCAACGUGUUCGAAAUCUCGGCGGCCGUCAUCACAUCCUUCCUGGCGAGAGCGUUUGGGAGCAUUCCUUACAACGGCGGACGCCUGUUUUGUUUCUCGGCCCUGGCGCAGUCAUCCAUUGCGCUCAUCUUGCCCGGCUAUGCGGUCCUUUGCGCAUCUCUGGAAUUGCAAUCCCGCUCGAUCGUGGCGGGCAGCGUUCGCAUGGUGUACGCGAUCAUAUACUCGCUCUUCCUGGGGUUUGGAAUAACGAUUGGUACCGCCGUCUACGGCAUCAUUGACAAGAAUGCCACUUCCCGGACUACGUGCGACGACUCGAUCCCGGAAUACUGGUUCUUCUUCUUUGUGCCCGGCUUUACCAUGUGCUUGAUCGUCAUCAACCAGGCCAAGUGGAAGCAGGCGCCGGUCAUGAUGCUCAUCGCCUUUGUCGGCUACGUAGUCAACUACUUCUCGGCCAAGCGCUUCGCCGGGAAUACCCAAAUCAGCAACACCCUUGGAGCAUUGGCCAUUGGCGUCCUGGCGAACUUGUACUCUCGCAUCGGUGGUCGGCUCGAGAAUCGCGGCUGGGACAUCUGGGAAGGAAGGCUCCGUCCUCGCUGGAAAGCUUUCCGGAAACGGGUAUUUGGCACGCAGAGUCGGGUUCACAGUGCUAAGAGCCUGGAGGAAGGCAGCGCCAUGAACGAUGUGAGCGACGCGGCCAGCUACAAGCCUGCUGUGCGACGCGUGGGGUAUGGUCUUGCCGCUGCCGCCAUGUUGCCUGCCAUUUUCGUACAGGUCCCUAGUGGAUUGGCUGUCAAUGGAUCGCUGGUCUCGGGAAUUGCCUCUGCGGACCAGAUUACUGGCAACAGCACCAAUGGUACGACAGUUGUCAACAGCACCUCCAUCGGGACAGCAAUGGAGGGAUCGAACAGUAUUGCGUUCACGGUUGGCUAUUCCGUUGUUCAAGUGGCGAUUGGGAUUACGGUUGGGUUAUUCUUGAGCGCCAUUGUCGUUUAUCCUUUUGGAAAGAGACGGUCUGGAUUGUUCAGUUUCUAA
Molecule: messenger RNA, 2874 nt
Organism: Lecanosticta acicola
Lineage: Eukaryota; Fungi; Ascomycota; Dothideomycetes; Mycosphaerellales; Mycosphaerellaceae
Source: the annotation of a GenBank genome assembly